AUGACUGCCACAGAAAAAGACCUCCGUGAAGGAGGGCCUGUUGUCGUUGUACCAGAAAGAAUGAUGGCUCAACGAUCACAGUCCCACCAUGGCGGCUUUGCGGCCUCGUUGGAGACGGCUCGAAAGGAACUGGAUGCUAUGGAUCUCGAGGAAGAAGCUCUUAUUUCGCCUUCCUCGAGCACACCAGAAACCCCUGGCUCACCCAUCACACCUGCAGACAUUCCAACUGCAGAUUCGUUUGCGUUCGCCUUUGACAUUGAUGGAGUGCUGAUCCGUGGUGGCCGGCCUCUCCCAGAAGCCAUCGAAGCCAUGAAGGUCCUUAACGGCGAGAAUGAGUACGGCAUGAAAGUACCGUACAUCUUCUUGACCAAUGGUGGGGGCAAGACAGAAGCAGAACGGUGUAUUGAUUUAUCUCGUCAGCUCGAUAUCGAAGUCUCUCCAGCCCAAUUUAUCUGUGGACAUACGCCCAUGCGAGAGAUGGUGGAGAAGUACGAGACUGUGUUGGUUGUUGGUGGUGAAGGAGAGAAGUGCAGGCAAGUAGCCGAAGGCUAUGGCUUCCGCGAUGUCAUCACUCCUGGAGACAUCAUCAAAGACAACGAACACACCACGCCAUUCCGGAAGUUGACUGCAGAGGAGAAGGCAAACUCUAGAACUCGCAACUACGGUGAGACUAAGAUUGAGGCUAUCUUUGUUUUUGCCGAUAGUCGUGACUGGGCUGGCGAUAUUCAAAUUAUGCUGGAUCUCGCCAUGUCUAAGGGAGGCUAUAUCGGUACCCUUUCAGAGACUUUCGACGAGGGACCACCAAUCUACUUUUCUCACAACGACAUUGUCUGGUCCGCAGCUCACGACAACGUUCGGCUAGGCAUGGGAGCUCUCCGAAAGAUGGUCGAAAUGCUUUUCAAGGAUGUCACCAGAGGCAAAGAACUGGAGACUAUUGCAUUUGGGAAACCACAAAUAGGAACGUUCGAGUUCGCUACUCGCUUAUUGCAGCAAUGGCGUAAGGACGAGCAUCGCAUCAACAGACCUCCCGAGACCGUCUACUUUGUCGGCGACACCCCUGAAAGUGAUAUCCGAGGCACCAACCAGUUCAAUGCUAAGGCAAAGAACGAAUGGUACUCUAUCCUGGUCCGAACUGGUGUCUUCCAAGAAGGCACCGAGCCUGCAUAUAAGCCAAAGGUCACCGUCAACACCGUUCUUGAUGCCGUGAAGCACGGCAUGAAGCGUGAAUUUUCAAAGAAAAUGAAGGAAGCCGGUGGAGACAUCGCCAUGAACAGUUUGGCCCUGAAGAAUCUUUCCACUUUGAAUGGCGAUGUGGGAGUCAAGACCCCGAUCGUGGAAGUCAGCGAGUCGAACACUCCUGAAGUUCGAACUCCAGACGUCUAA
Messenger RNA from Mollisia scopiformis, 1383 nucleotides. RefSeq names its product HAD-superfamily hydrolase. Bases 1 to 1383 code for a protein of 460 amino acids. Gene Ontology annotation, biological process: glycerophospholipid biosynthetic process. The record is from RefSeq and is a predicted model, not a curated record. Gene Ontology annotation, cellular component: mitochondrion. The transcript is spliced from 4 exons. NCBI's taxonomy places the organism in Eukaryota, Fungi, Ascomycota, Leotiomycetes, Helotiales, Mollisiaceae.